UACGCCCACUAAAACUUCCGUGUUAAAACGAGUUUGGACCGAGUUUAAUUCUUAACCAUCGCUGCAAACUUUUUGUUUUUGACCUCCAAUUUAAACCUGAGCGUAAUUCCGCACGACCGAACACUAUCGCAGGCGUUGUGCUGAGUCAGGGAAAUCAGAUCCAAAGAGCGUGCAACAAGUAGAACAAGUUGUUCUCCAACGAUCCAGGCAGCAGGCAUGGAGUUGGUGCAAAACGUCAUCAACCAGAGUCAGGGUAGGGAUCGUCUUUUCAGAGCCACCCAAUACGCGUGUGCCUUGUGUGCGUACGCUCUUCGAAACGACAACCGGCGAAAGGAUCUUGUGAGCAAACUUGAACGUUUGGAGGCAAACAUGAGUGCUGGACGAAAGCUGUUCAGGCUGGGGAACACAAUAAACGCCAUUGAGUCGGCCAAGCGCAACGCACGCCUCUCGGACCCAGCGCUUUGCCUUUGCCUGGCGGUGGCUGAUGUGGGCCGAGCUCUCUAUUUCAUCUGCGAUAACACACUGUGGGCCGCCGGCGUGGGCCUCCUGGCCGGUAUCGACAAGGAGCGUUGGAGCGCGGCCGCCUCGCGAUGCUACCUCCUCUCGCUCGUCAUGAGCCUUAGUCGAGAUGUUUACGUCAUCUCCCGCUUCGUGGCGGAGAAAACCAGGGAGAAGCACUUCAGGCGGAAGAUGAUUUCACAUCUGAAGCAGAAUCCCGACGUGGCCGAGGUGACCGUCCCUCAGUUGGAUGCUUUGGUCUUCCUGCUGCUGCACUGCUUCAAAUCCCAGCCGGCCGUUCUUUUGGACACUGUCAAGAACGUUUGUGAUUUGUCUAUCCCGCUGGACAAGUUGGGCAUUUACCGCUCCAACGCGGGCGCCGUCGCCUUUUGCGGCCUGCUGUCAUCGCUCAUCGGAAUCGUAACCCUCGUGCGGCCCGAUUUGAAAAUCAAAGCGUGAUGUGUUUCUUUCCUGGCUCGGACAAGGACGAUUUUUAAAAUUGGAAGCUUUGAAAGGCACAAUUUGAUAAUUGUUCAUUGAACUUUAAUUCUCAAUUUAAUUGUUUGAAUGGGCAGCACAAUAGAUUGAAUAUGAUAACUCAGCAAAUAAAAUGUGAGGUGAUUUUUUUUUUUCACGUAUGAGGGGGAUGAACCGACGUUGACGAUUGCGGCUUGAACUCGAUUAUUCGCCAAUUUUGAUAUUAACGGUCGAGAUGACAUAAGUUGGCAGUCGGCGUCAAGUAGUACGGAAAAAAAAAACCGUUUUUCAACCCCCAAUAAAUAGUCUGUAGGCUCGCAUUUAAAAACACUUUUUUUUUUUUUAAAACACACAUCUCUAAAUGUCACACUGUUCCCCUGAAAAUAGCUUUAUUUUCUUUUUUUUGUGGGGGUGGGGCUGAGACAAGAAUACAUUUGUUUUCCUGAGAGCUUUUUCUUCCAAAGCCAGUAUUUGCAUAACAACACAUCAGAAUUGCAAAAAAUAUAUUCCAUUUUCCUUGGCCCACACUUGCAGGUUCUAUUGUAGAAAAGAAAACAAAUAA
Messenger RNA from Syngnathus acus (greater pipefish), 1537 nucleotides. RefSeq names its product peroxisomal biogenesis factor 11 alpha (gene pex11a). Gene Ontology annotation, biological process: peroxisome fission; regulation of peroxisome size. Gene Ontology annotation, cellular component: peroxisomal membrane. NCBI's taxonomy places the organism in Eukaryota, Metazoa, Chordata, Actinopteri, Syngnathiformes, Syngnathidae. Bases 217 to 957 code for a protein of 246 amino acids. The record is from RefSeq and is a predicted model, not a curated record. The transcript is spliced from 3 exons.